This is a messenger RNA of Entelurus aequoreus (snake pipefish), 4087 nucleotides long. It is a transcript of the gene stk39, whose product is annotated as serine threonine kinase 39. NCBI's taxonomy places the organism in Eukaryota, Metazoa, Chordata, Actinopteri, Syngnathiformes, Syngnathidae. The record is from RefSeq and is a predicted model, not a curated record. Gene Ontology annotation, biological process: protein phosphorylation. Bases 235 to 1734 code for a protein of 499 amino acids. The transcript is spliced from 18 exons. Gene Ontology annotation, molecular function: protein serine/threonine kinase activity; ATP binding.
CAACGUAACAAGGCGCUGCGUGUGCACGUGCUGCGCGCCUGACUGCUCCUUUGAUUUCCGGGUCGCUCUCCUCGCAAGCGGCAGUUGCUGAGCUGCGGUGCCGGCUGACACUCGGGCGGAGGAGGGGAGGUCGGAGCGGACUCAGGCCGAGGAGGGAGGAGGGGAGGUCGGAGCGGACUCUCCGUGUGUGUCAGCAUCAUCAUCAUCACCACUAUCAUCAUCAUCAUCAUCAUCAUGGCGGACCAAGGCGAAGCUCCUGCCGCCGUCCAGUCGCCGACAAGCAGCUGGCCAAUUAGCAGGGAGUCGUACGAGCUCCAGGAAGUCAUCGGCAGUGGGGCCACAGCCGUGGUGCAAGCAGCGCUCUGUACCCCCAGACAGGAGCGGGUCGCCAUCAAGAGGAUCAACCUGGAGAAAUGCCAGACCAGCAUGGAUGAGUUACUGAAAGAAAUUCAAUCAAUGAGCCAAUGCAACCAUCCCAAUGUUGUUACAUAUUACACUUCUUUUGUUGUCAAGGAUGAACUGUGGUUAGUCAUGAAGCUCUUGAGCGGAGGCUCCAUGCUGGAUGUUAUCAAGCACUCAAGCAAAGAGGAUGACGGAAAUCUGGAUGAGCCGAUCAUUGCGACCAUACUAAAAGAAGUCCUCGAGGGCCUGGACUACCUGCACAGAAAUGGACAGAUUCACCGGGACGUGAAAGCUGGGAAUAUUUUACUGGGAGAAGAUGGGUCAGUUCAGAUUGCAGAUUUUGGUGUAAGCUCAUUCCUAGCCACAGGGGGUGAUAUGACAAGAAACAAAGUUCGAAAGACCUUUGUUGGUACGCCAUGCUGGAUGGCACCAGAAGUGAUGGAACAGGUUCGAGGUUAUGAUUUUAAAGCGGACAUUUGGAGUUUUGGAAUAACGGCCAUAGAACUAGCAACAGGGUCCGCGCCCUAUCACCGCUACCCACCCAUGAAGGUCUUAAUGUUGACACUACAGAAUGAUCCACCCACUCUGGAGACUGGUGUCGAGGACAAGGAAAUGCUAAAAAAGUACGGCAAAUCAUUUAGGAAGCUAAUAACUCUGUGCCUUCAGAAGGAACCUGCCAAAAGGCCCACAGCUGCAGAACUCUUGAAAAGUAAAUUAUUUCAAAAGGCUAAGAACAGAGAAUAUUUGGUGGAAAAGCUUUUGUGCCGUGCACCAAAAAUCUCCCAGAGAGCAAAGAAGGUGAGGCGGGUCCCAGGCUCCAGUGGCCACCUGCACAAGACGGAGGACGGAGACUGGGAAUGGAGCGAUGACGAGCUGGAGGAGGGCAGUGAGGAAGGCAAGGCGGCGGUGAACCAGGGCAGGUCUCGACGGGUCAAGGAGGAGACCAAAGAUGAUGAGGAGAAUAUCAACUAUGUUCCUAUUGAUGGGUUAUCCAUCCAGCAUCCCCAGGUGGAGCCAUUUGGGGAUCGUUCAUACAGUCAAGGCGCUGUGAACAUGGUUCUGCGACUAAGGAACUCCAAAAAGGAACUGAACGACAUUCGCUUUGAAUUCACUCCAGGACGAGACACUGCUGAUGGUGUUUCCCAAGAAUUAUUCUCCGCCGGUCUUGUCAACGGACUCGAUGUUGGAACUGUGGCUGCUAACCUUCAGAAGAUUGUAGAUGACCCAACUACCUACAAAAUAUUGACCUUUAAGCUGGCAUCCUGCUGUGACGACACGGAGCUCCCAGACGAGGUGAAACUGAUCGGCUUUGCACAGCUGAGCCUCAGCUGAUGUUGGCUUGGUGCCUCCAGAGGGUGACACAAGGCCUACAAGUUGAGGGUAGAGGAACAAAAGCACCACUUCCUCCCUCCUCCCGUGUUCCUCCGCCAGCUCACCAUCCGGGAUCAGGAUCAAGCCCAGGAAGUCCACAUGUACUCAGGAUGUGAAAGAAGGUGAUUCAAAUGUAGCUUUGAAUGUUUUAUUUAUUCCUUUUCUGUUGUCGCCUGUGUUCCACAAAGCUCUUCAUUAUUUAUUGAGGGCAGUUUUUUGUUUAGUUUUGCCAAAACCUGAUUAGCUUUGACUGGCGCUCCACAAACCUGCUGAGUUUCUCUGCAAAGCACACGUGUCAAAUGUGAGACACAAAAAAGACAAAGAAUUGUAUUCUACAAAGGAGUAUCAGGCUGACAUGGACAAGAAAAAAUGAUCAGUUGCUGCCAAUAAAGUCUUAAUACUCUAAGAAUAAGGAGGAGAAAAAAAGUAGCAAAAUAAUUCUGUAAUAUUACAAACAACUUCAGCCAGUGAAUAUCAAAAUUAAUAAACACUUUUUAACAAUACUUUAACCUUGUUUUUUUGCAAUAAUACACAACUUUAUUGUUGUAAAAUUUGGAUUUUUUCCUUUUUAAGCAAUGUUGCUUUAUUCUCAUAACAUAUUUUAUUACAUUUUUGCAUAAAAUUAUGACUUUAUUUUUGUAAACUGAGGACUUCCCAUGAAAAAGCAACUUAGUUGUCAUAGUGCAAUAAUUAUUUCUCAUACACAUUAUGACAGUAUGUCAUUCUGUCGAAAUAUGAAGAAAAUCACUAUUUGUUUCUCAGAAUAUUUCAUUGUUUUACGUAUUUCUCUGCAGAUAUUUCCAACUUUUCCUCAUAAUUGUGCAAGUUUUUCUUUUAAGUUGACAUCUUUUUUUCUUGCAAUAUCACUCGUCCUUUAUACUUCAUAUAUUGCAAUUUCAUUCUUGUGGUAUUUUGAUAAAAGUCUUCCUGUCGUGUUACACCACAGUAUUACUCAGUUCUGGUAAAAGUACAACUUUUCUACUCAUUUUUAUUUUUUUAACACCCAUGACUUGCUUUGUUGGACCAGAUAAGCGCAAAUGUUGACUUCCAAUAAAGUUCCUUCUUCUACUAAUAUGAGCCACAAUUUCUGGUAAAAUAAGGACAUUGUCUUCUCGCAAUGUAAUAUUAUUUUAUUCCUUUCUCAAAAUAUUGCAUGCACUCAUAAAUGUUUUCCUUAUAUUAUUUCUCCUAAGUAUAAAAAUAUAUUUUCCUUGCAAAAUAAAAUUGUUUCUACGUAAUAUUAGUAUUUUUUCAAAUCAGAUUAAUCACAUUUAAAAAAUUGGGAAGAAACAUGAUUGCUUAAUUUAAAUUAGCUUGAAUAAUACCUCAGUAUUUGGACAUAAAUGCAAUUUUAUUGUCAGAAUGUUAUUUAGGAACAUUAUUUAAAUGACUUCAAUGCACAACAUUUAUUUGCUGAAAACUUGGUAUCAAUGAUGCAUUGACCACUAUUUAACCUGUAUCGCCUUUCAUGGAACAAAGCUAAAGAAGCAUUGUGAUUAAUCUGCCAUUAAUACAAUAUAUUUUGUGAUUAAUCGCACGAGUUAACUCUUCAUUUUUGAGAGGCCUAAUUACAACCUUUAUUUCUGUACAAUAUUCAUUAUAACCUUGCUACUUUCUUGCAACAUAUGUAACUGUUCCUCAACGUAUUCCUUUAUUGUUGUAAAUACCAAUGUAUCGUUAGGCUAUUUACUGUAAAAUAGCAGCCUCAUAGUCACAAUGACUUUAUUGUCAGCAGCAUAGUCCUUUGUGUCUUGAAGGUGCAGCCCUGAUACUACUUGGACAAGAAGGUUACUUCAUGAAUGAAAAGAGACCUCCAUACUGCUCACCACAGUGUUUGUUAAUGCUUGUAAACGCUCAAGGUGCCUUGCUCAUCUACCUGUGCCUCAGACAGUAUUGUCACUGGGUCUGCCUGCUAGCGAUUAGUGGUUGACUCACGUUAGUCCAGCAGCAACAUUAGAUGUUUACUUUAUUGCACUUUUGGGCAGAGAUGUCUGCAGCCAACAAGCAGACGCCUUCGCCCUCGUAGACAACUUCCUGCUUUCCUGUUUCCCAUCAUACAGAUAUGUGAUGAUGUCAUUGUUCUGCGUUCCUAUUUCCAUUGCUCUGACCUGCUACACAAUGCUCCAGAUUGUAUAAAAUCAUUCUUAAAACGUGCAAUGGAAAUAGUGAUAAACCACACAAGUCUGGUAGCGAAAUGUUGUUAAAUAUUUGACCUAAUAAUGAAAUUCUUUAUUUUAUUAAAUAUAAAGUGUAUGUCUGCCCCAUGUAACCCAGUGGUUUGUCAUAUGAGCAACAAAUAAAAGGAUUGCUGUUA